AUGCUUCCAUGGUUUGACGAUUUUGAUGUUUCUUUAUGUAGUUUUGUCGAUUCCGGUGUUCUUAAAGGCUUGUCAUUACAAUGGUUAUCCCUAUUGCCAACAUUGUUAAAGGUCCAUCAUG
Molecule: messenger RNA, 121 nt
Organism: Acaulospora morrowiae
Lineage: Eukaryota; Fungi; Glomeromycota; Glomeromycetes; Diversisporales; Acaulosporaceae
Source: the annotation of a GenBank genome assembly